Molecule: messenger RNA, 2546 nt
Organism: Nomascus leucogenys (northern white-cheeked gibbon)
Lineage: Eukaryota; Metazoa; Chordata; Mammalia; Primates; Hylobatidae
Gene: TOMM70
Product: translocase of outer mitochondrial membrane 70
Molecular function (GO): protein binding
Source: RefSeq, a predicted model, not a curated record
CGCUGUAUACGCGCCCCUCCUCGGCUGCAGUAGGCAAGAGGACCAUCUGCCCUUCUUUCCUGAAGGUAGAGGGGACAACACCAGCUACGACGGGGACUCCAGAAGUCAAUCUCCCGAACAGCAGCGGGGCGAAAAGAAAGAAAAAGAGUUUCCGAGGACUUCCACUCACACCCACGCUUUCCCUUAACCCGGAAGUGAUUUCCGCCCCUUUUCUCCCUCUACGGUUGGGACUGGAGGAGAAGGACGGCCGGGUCUGGCCCGGCAUGCCCUGGGCUUCCGGUGACCUCUGGCCCUUUUCUGUCCGCUUUCUCUGCCUAGCGUGCUCGCUCGCUCAUUGCUUUCCUUCCCUCCCUCGGCCUUCCUUCGCACGCUGUCUCGUGAUUGUGGCGCUCGCGACAGACAGGGAGGCGGUGGCGGAGGACACUUGUCAUGGCCGCCUCUAAACCUGUGGAGGCGGCGGUGGUCGCAGCAGCUGUACCGAGCUCCGGGAGCGGGGUGGGCGGCGGCGGGACUGUGGGCCCGGGCACGGGGGGGCUGCCGCGAUGGCAGCUGGCUCUGGCGGUCGGGGCACCCCUGCUGCUGGGCGCGGGUGCCAUAUACCUGUGGAGUCGGCAGCAACGGCGCCGGGAGGCCAGAGGCCGGGGCGACGCCAGCGGCCUGAAGCGCAACAGCGAACGGAAGACCCCGGAGGGCAGGGCCAGUCCAGCCCCGGGCAGCGGACACCCUGAAGGUCCCGGUGCUCACUUGGACAUGAACUCUCUUGAUAGAGCCCAGGCAGCCAAGAAUAAAGGCAAUAAAUAUUUUAAAGCAGGAAAGUAUGAACAAGCUAUUCAGUGCUAUACUGAGGCCAUUAGCUUGUGCCCUACAGAGAAGAAUGUCGACCUUUCUACAUUUUAUCAAAACAGAGCUGCAGCCUUUGAACAGUUGCAAAAAUGGAAAGAAGUGGCACAAGAUUGUACAAAGGCUGUUGAACUUAAUCCCAAAUAUGUGAAAGCUCUCUUUAGACGUGCAAAAGCCCAUGAGAAGCUAGACAAUAAGAAGGAAUGUUUAGAAGAUGUCACUGCUGUGUGUAUAUUAGAAGGGUUCCAAAAUCAACAAAGCAUGCUGUUAGCCGAUAAAGUUCUUAAACUCCUUGGAAAAGAGAAAGCCAAAGAAAAAUACAAGAAUCGUGAACCUCUGAUGCCAUCUCCACAGUUUAUCAAAUCUUACUUCAGUUCUUUCACGGAUGAUAUCAUUUCCCAGCCCAUGCUUAAAGGAGAGAAAUCUGAUGAAGAUAAAGACAAGGAAGGGGAGGCUUUAGAAGUGAAAGAAAAUUCUGGAUACAUAAAGGCCAAACAGUAUAUGGAAGAAGAAAACUACGAUAAAAUCAUAAGUGAAUGCUCAAAAGAAAUAGAUACUGAAGGCAAAUACAUGGCAGAAGCAUUACUACUACGAGCUACCUUCUACCUGCUUAUUGGCAAUGCCAAUGCGGCCAAACCAGAUUUAGAUAAAGUCAUCAGUUUGAAAGAAGCUAAUGUGAAGCUUCGAGCAAAUGCCCUCAUCAAAAGAGGCAGCAUGUACAUGCAACAGCAGCAGCCUUUGCUGUCCACUCAGGAUUUUAACAUGGCUGCUGACAUUGAUCCUCAGAAUGCAGAUGUUUAUCACCACCGAGGACAGCUGAAAAUACUCCUUGAUCAAGUUGAAGAAGCAGUGGCAGAUUUUGAUGAAUGUAUUAGGUUAAGACCUGAGUCUGCUCUGGCACAAGCACAGAAAUGUUUUGCAUUGUACCGCCAGGCAUAUACGGGAAACAACUCUUCACAAAUCCAAGCAGCUAUGAAAGGUUUUGAAGAGGUCAUAAAGAAAUUUCCAAGGUGUGCCGAAGGCUAUGCACUAUAUGCCCAGGCAUUAACAGAUCAACAACAGUUUGGUAAAGCUGAUGAAAUGUAUGAUAAGUGUAUUGAUUUGGAACCAGAUAAUGCCACAACAUAUGUUCAUAAAGGUUUACUUCAACUUCAGUGGAAGCAAGAUCUGGAUAGAGGUUUGGAACUUAUCAGCAAGGCUAUUGAAAUUGACAAUAAAUGUGAUUUUGCCUAUGAAACCAUGGGAACUAUUGAAGUACAAAGAGGAAACAUGGAGAAAGCCAUUGACAUGUUCAACAAAGCUAUUAACCUGGCCAAAUCGGAAAUGGAGAUGGCCCAUCUGUAUUCACUUUGUGAUGCCGCCCAUGCCCAGACAGAAGUUGCAAAGAAAUACGGAUUAAAACCACCAACAUUAUAAAACAGGGGGAAAGCAGACUGAUCCUCUUUUUAAAAGUUUACCCCCUCUUCAGCUGAACCCUAAAGACACUGUCAUGAACUGUGUUGAAUGGUGGAAAUUAGUAUUUCUGUUUGUGGUGUUGUUAUUUGUUACAUCUGUUUCAUGUCUAGGUGUUGUGGGUGUGGCUGUUGAAGGAAGUUUGCAGUCUUGCAGCUUUUAUAUCCUGUGCAACAAAAGAUUAGAACAUGUUAAAGGGAUUUUUAAAUAAAGUUGCAAAGAGUACAAAUGAUAAUUGGCCAUGCAAAUAAAAA